AUGGGCGAACCAAGUGAACCUAUGGUCGAAAGAUUUCUUGGAGACCAACAUGAUUGCCAACCUGCGACCGACCCGAGACAGAAUCGCCAACUGGCCGCUGCAUUCAAAGACAAGCACGUGGUGAUUGCUGGUGCUGGCCGCGGCAUCGGAAGAGCCACUGCUGAGUUCUUUGCUCAUACUGCAGCCAAGUCGCUAAGCUUGAUGGCACUGGAGCUGCGCGAGGUCGAUGAGACAGCCAGCAUAUGUAAAAAGAUCAACCCACAGCUUUUAACCAAGACCGCAGCUUUCGACGUCAAAGACUAUGCCAAAGUGCAGCAAUUCAUCAACGAUAUCGACCGCGAAUUUGGGCACAUUGACGUGGUCUUCGCGAAUGCAGGCCGUCCACCACAAUGGCUGGCGACCUGGGAGUCAGAUCCCACUGUGUGGUGGGAUACCCUGGCAGUGUCCCUGCAAGGAGGCUUCAACUUUGCUCGAGCAGCACUUCCGAUCAUGCGGCGAGAGAAGAGUGGAAGAAUCAUCUUCACUUCAAGUGCUGGCGCUCAUGUGAGCAACGGCAUGGGCAGCUAUGCCCUGGGUAAACUGGGCCUGGUACGUCUGGCGGAAAUUCUCCAUCACGAGAACAAAGACCACGGCAUCAGGACGUUCGCCAUCCACCCGGGUGCCAUUCCGACUCGAUUCUUCACUGACUUCAAGGAGGCAUCUGAGGGAAACAUCAAGGAGGGCAGCUAUGUGUCCAAAAGCCUACCUGGAGAGGACAAGUCAGCCAAUAUCGCCGUCAAUUUCUUCAAGGAUGUUACCUGGGACACGCCGCAGAUGCCAGCGGGCUAUGUGGUCCUGCUGUCCAGUGGACAACUGGAUUUCAUGUCUGGCAGGUAUAUUGACUGCUCCAGAAAGGUCGAGGUGUACUUAGCAGACAAGGACAAAAUCAUGGCCAAGGAUCUACACCGGGUCAAGCUGGUGGUUGACUCGGACUGGUACAUUCCUCCGGCCAAAGAAGAGCAGGAAUUUGGUGGUGCCUGA
Messenger RNA from Fonsecaea nubica, 1020 nucleotides. RefSeq lists its product as hypothetical. The record is from RefSeq and is a predicted model, not a curated record. Gene Ontology annotation, cellular component: membrane. The transcript has a single exon. NCBI's taxonomy places the organism in Eukaryota, Fungi, Ascomycota, Eurotiomycetes, Chaetothyriales, Herpotrichiellaceae. Bases 1 to 1020 code for a protein of 339 amino acids.